Molecule: messenger RNA, 1001 nt
Organism: Dermacentor albipictus
Lineage: Eukaryota; Metazoa; Arthropoda; Arachnida; Ixodida; Ixodidae
Source: RefSeq, a predicted model, not a curated record
GAGCCCGAAGGAGGCGUAAUGUAAGUGCCACAGAGAGACCCGGAAUAAAGAUGUGCUGGUCCAGUACGAAGACCACAAUGCUCGUGGUCGCCGUUGUGUGCAUCUGCAUGAACGGAUUCAACGUGGCGUCCAGGGUGAUGGGACUCCGGGAUCAAAUUCGGGAGGAGAAAUUUUCCGCCUACAUCCCGGAUGUCACCGAUAUCUCUAAAUGGGUAAACGGCCGUGAGAACUCCGAUUACAUCUGCAUGGGCCUGGCUGGAGUGAGCUUAAUCUUCGACUUCCUGCUUCUGGGCGGCGCAAUGAGGGAAAGUGCCCCCAUGAUCCAGAUAUCGGGAAUCUGGGGCUCCGUCGACUGUGUUGUGGACGCCAUUGUGGGGUUCCUGUCGGCGAACUACACCGUGCCCAGCUUCAGCCACGAAGAGACCAAGACAGUGCACAAAAGUCGCCUUAGAAGGACCGGCAUGAGGAGACACAGAGCCAGUGGACAUGCGGAGAUGCAACUCAUGAAGGAGAAAGGGGGAAAGACCACAAAGACUGAAUCAAAAUCGCUGGCGUUACGGGAGCCACCGCCUACGAUGGCGAAACAGUUCCUGCAUUUCGGCUGGGUGAUCAUACGACUUAUCAUAAAGGCUCAGCUUCUGUGCAGCCUGUUCUCGUACGUCGGGUUCUUGAACCGUAGGGACGAAGCGGCGAGGAGGGACAUGGCCAGGCACGCGGGAGGCGGGGGAGGCGCCACAAGCGUGAUGAGCGUGGUAGAUUGACGUCCGCAGCCCGCGUCGCCAUCAACGUCAACCACCAGACACCCGCACAAUUCAGGCCUUCGAAACCAGUUUGGCGCCAGUGUUGUCUUCUUGACCCUUUUGUGUUGUGCCCUUCAUGUGCCGACCUUAGUUAGCGCGGACGCUUUUUUUUUUAUUUUCGCAACAUCACGACGCUACCCAACGCGCCCACAUCCAGUCAGGGGUAUUGCCCUCACAUAAAUGUGCUUGAAUGUAUCCCGA